Molecule: messenger RNA, 2942 nt
Organism: Haliotis rubra (blacklip abalone)
Lineage: Eukaryota; Metazoa; Mollusca; Gastropoda; Lepetellida; Haliotidae
Product: U3 small nucleolar RNA-associated protein 25 homolog
Biological process (GO): maturation of SSU-rRNA from tricistronic rRNA transcript (SSU-rRNA, 5.8S rRNA, LSU-rRNA)
Cellular component (GO): small-subunit processome; nucleolus
Molecular function (GO): rRNA binding; U3 snoRNA binding
Source: RefSeq, a predicted model, not a curated record
GAUGGUGAAUCUGAGGAGGAUGGUAAAGAUGAGGAAGACAGUGAGGAUGAAGAGAGCAGUGUAAGUGAUGACAGUGCUUUGGAUGAUGAUGAGAAGAAUGGCCAGUGUAACCGAAACAUACUGAAGGAUAAUUCAUCUGGCAGGAAUUAUGAUGAGGUUGAGGAUGAUGAUGAUGAUGAUGAUGAUGAUGAUGAUGAUGAUGAUGAUGAUGAUGAUGAUGAUGAUGAUGAUGAUGAUGAUGAUGAUGAUGACAGAUGAUGAUGUAUCCUAUGACUCACAAGAUAUGGUUCAUCAAAAGAAUAAUAAAAGUCUCAGAAUGAAAGAAACAGAGAAGAAAGGUGCUUCUGGAGUCAAAAACCAAAAAGGACAGAAACGAAAACUUGAGACAGUACUUUCUGAAGAUGAAGCAGAGCUGAUUGAAGAUGAAGCAGAAGACCAAAGCAGAGAUUCAGAUCCAUUUGCUGUUCAUUUUGAGAGAGAUUUGAGUGACAAGGAUGUUGAAAUUAUGAGUCAAAACGGCACCUGGGAGAAGCGAGAACUGAAGGUUCCAAAUGUUGGUAAGGCUUUCCUUCUCUCAAAGAACUGGAAUCUGGUUUCAAAGAUGGAAACAGCAAAUCUUAAAGAUCUUAAAAAAGUCAAUGUGAAGCACACCCUCUGUAACCAGGUGGGGGAGACUAACCGCAGUAUGGUCCAGCCACCCUCCCUCAAGGCUGCAGACGAUCUGUCGCCUCUCCAACAAGGACUGUUCUCUCUGCUUAAUGCUUACCAGGAUGUCUCCUUUACUGAGCGGACCCACAGUAAUGGAGAGGAGAUUCGUCUAGUGUACUGCCUGCAUGCUCUUAACCAUGCUUUGAAGACUCGAGCACGAGUGGUCAGCCACAACACCAAGAUAAAGUCAAAACAGAAAGCUGAUAUGGAUGAUUACCGAGACCAGGGUCUGACCCGGCCUAAGGUGCUGAUGGUGCUUCCCUUCCGAGAGUCGGCUCUCCGAGUGGUCAACAUCAUGUCCAGCUUGUUGGCACCCGCGGAACAGGUGAUGGUGAGCAGCAAGAAGAGGUUCAAGUCUGAGUAUGGAGCAGAAGAUGAAGACAACUACAGAAAAGGCCUCAAACCAGAGGACUUUGAGUCAUUGUUCACUGGAAACAACGAUGACCAUUUCCGCCUGGGAAUAUCGGUGGCCAAGAGGUCCCUGAAGCUGUAUGUGCCUUUCUACCAGUCAGACAUCAUCCUGGCUUCACCACUUGGCCUCCGGACCAUCAUAGGAGCUGAGGGAGAGAAAGACCGGGACUAUGACUUCUUGUCCUCCAUUGAGCUACUCAUCUUUGACCAGGCAGAUGUCUUCCUCAUGCAGAAUUGGGACCAUAUCUUGCACCUGUUCAAGCAUCUGCAUCUUCAGCCUAAGGAGAGCCAUGGUGUCGACUUCUCCCGUGUGCGAAUGUGGACUCUCAGUGGAUGGUCUCACCUGUAUCGCCAGUCACUCAUCUUCAGCGCGGUGCCCACUCCAGAGAUCAAUGCCGUCUUCAACAAGUAUUGUCAUAACUAUGCAGGGAAGGUACAAGUUUGUCGAGAGCCAGGAAAUGGAGUCAUCUGCCAGAUCAUCACUCAGACCCCACAGACUUUCCAGAAGAUAAGCUGCAUGUCCUUCACCCAGCUGGCUGACACACGGUUUGACUUCUUCAUAAAGAAGCUAGUUCCCCACCAUAGGGACCCUGUGAUGAAUCGAACUCUUGUGUACAUCCCAUCCUACUUCGACUUUGUUCGCAUAAGGAACCACUUCAGGAAAGAAGGCGUCAACUUCGUGCACAUGAGCGAGUAUGCGACAGACAAGGGCAUAUCAAGAGUGAGGUGUGACUUCUUUCAUGGCAAGGCCCAGUUUCUACUGUACACGGAACGGCUGCACUUCUACCGAAGGUUCAGGAUACGAGGGAUCAAACACAUAGUGUUCUAUGACCUGCCUACCUAUCCUCACUUCUAUACGGAAAUGUGCAAUAUGAUCAAAGACCCCAAGCGUGGGAUAGAGAACAAGGCGGCAACAUGCACGACUAUCUACUCCAAGUAUGAUGCCCAGAAGCUAGCAGAGGUCGUGGGUGCAGAGAGAACUGCCAUCAUGUUGAACUCUGAGAAAUCUGUUCAUAUGUUCGUCACUGGAGAAAACAGCUGAUCUUCAACAUAAGUGGUACAACGGUUAGACUAAUGUUGUCAAUAUGGCUGUGAAUAAUGGGGCUCUUCUGAGGCACUGGGGGGAAAAUGUUGAUGGGAAGAGAAGGGACAUAACUCUUGUGAGACCAAGUGUUCAUGACCACAGAAAGGUGGCCGAUAAAGUUCAUUGCAAGGACUAACGGUGCUUGAAGUACCGUGAUACUGCAGUAUAUUGCCUUCGUGGUGGCUGUGCGACUCACUGUGUCAAGAUGUUGUGAAGAUUGCCUUCAGAAUCCCAUGUUUGUUGUGACAGGAUCGGGUGGUCAGGCUUGCUGACUUUGUUGACAUGGAACACUCUGGUUCAUCUACCCACAUGUUACUGCCUGAAUAUUACUCAUUCAGUCCUGUGUGUCAAGUACGUCCAUGAAGGAUGUACAAAUGCCUAGAGACUUCUGAUUAUGCUGACUUAACACAUUUUACAAGUAUAGGAAGAAAAAUAUCCCUUUUCAUGUACUACUGAAAUUGUCCAUCCAACUAAAAUCAUAACAACUGACUGUUCCUAUCCUGUUUCACUGAAAGGUUAUCUAAUUGAUACUGUUUGAGACCCCAAAACACCAGCUUGAUCAGUCUAUCCACAUGACACUAUUGUGAAUGUGUGUAGUAGUUUACAGUGGCAAUUCAGACUAUAAGAAAUGUCCCUCGAUUGUUACUACUCCUUGUGUAGAAUGGUAUCUGAUGUACAUAGAGGGGACUCUACAUGUGAAUAUGUAUUUGCAAGUGUAUAAAGUUUAACACUUCCCAUA